AGUUUAUUUUCAUGUAGAAUAAUGGUUUGCAAAGCGGACAAAGGGUUCCCGCGCGGCCUAGCGGGGAAGCAAGCCCUCAGAGCUGCUUUGGUUUUGGUGCUUGACCCGUUUUCUGUGAGGGGAAACUGGUUCGAAACACUUUCGCUUCACAUCUUAUCUUGUGGCUCCCUGUAAGGAAAUAACAUGGCAGCAAAGGACAGAACAGAAGGGGGGAUUAGGGAAUUCUUGGCACAUGAAAUGAUGGGUCCUCCAAUCCAGCUCACUGAGGCUUUGAAUAUAAGAGAUCUGUCAAAUGAAUCAGGCACACUGUUUGAGGUGGCAGCUGAACCAUCAGAAGACCAUCACCCUCCACUGCAACAAUCAAACUUUUUUGAUGACAUCUCUCUCAUCUCCAGCCUUAGCCUUGGAGGUGGAAUGUUUGAUGAGGAUGAAAGCAAGUUGUCAGAUGCAGGAGAUGAAGAGCCUUUUGAGCAACUAGCAUGUCGGAUGGUGGACAUCUCUGGGGAUGGUGGGGUGCUGAAAAUGGAGGUGAAGGCUGGAGUGGGUGAGUCCAUUCCUGAUGGGGCUAGUGUAACCUUCCAUUAUAAUGCUUUUUUGGAGCACAAUGAUGAACCCUUUGACUCCACUCUGUUACGGGGCCGCCCCGAGAGAAAACUGCUUGAUGAUGGAGGGCUGUUGCCCGGCCUCAACCUAGCAAUCAAAACAAUGAGGUGUAGCGAGACAUCCAGGUUCCUUAUCUGGCCCCAGUAUGCUUUUGGAGAGAAAGGAUGUCCACCCAGGAUCCCAGGGGGUGAGGUACUUCUCUAUGAGAUCCAGCUGGUGAGUGCUGUUGAUCGUGCUGCAGCUGAUUCAUUUGAGGAUCUAGAGGGAGAAAAGCAAAAUAUUACAAGCUUCAAAGAGAAGCUGAAAGCAGCUCAAGCCCACCACCGACAGGGCAAUCAGCAUCACCGCGAAGGAAACCUGCAUGGCGCUAAGAAUUCCUACUGCCGUGCUGCUUGGAUCUUGGAGUAUUGUGCCCUUAAGGACAGAGAGGAGGAGCUAGAAAGGGGCAAUAUCCUGGUCAGACUGAGGAGCAACUUAGCACAGGUUUACCUGGAACUGAAGGACCCAGCUCGUGCCUGUACUCAGUGCAGGAUGGGACUAUCAGUGACUGGAGAACAUUCACAAGAGAUUAUCGCCAAGCUCAAUUUUAGAUUAGGGAAGGCCAAGGGUCUGCUUAAUGACUUCUCAGGAGCUAAAAAAUUCCUACUCCAGGCCCAGCGCCUCAAACCGGGCCGGGAUGAAAUCACAGAAGAGCUGGAGGCUGUAAUCAAGCGUGAAGAAAAGUGGGCUGCUAGAGAGCGGUUCAUGUGCCAGCAGAUGUUUAACUCGAGUGCAACUGCAGAGCGCCAAGGUCAGGCCAGUGGCAAAGCAUCAAAGUCAGUUGAAGAGCCAGGAAAUACUGUUGGAUUGCAAGAUGGAGCCUUCAAACACAACUGGAAAGCUUAAGGCAGCUAUGUAAAGUGAGUUGAUGCAUCUUUCAUAUAAGGGACAUUAUUUUUCAUUUCCAUACAUUGAUCUUUUGCAUGCAAGGCUAAUGGAGAAUUGAUACAUGCAUCAUAUGGAUCCAUGUGAAGAACUGCAGUCUUUUUUUUUUUUUUUUUUUUUUUUUUUUUUUUUUUCAUGCAACAUGAGGAAAUACUUCCAGGUGAUCCUCAAGAUAACUGUAUAAUAGGUUGGCAUUGCUACCUCAUCAUUUAGUUGAGUGCAGAAAGCGACCAAAGCAGACUGUGAUUAAUAGAGUGUACAAAAUGGGAUAUAUACAUGUUUAUGAAUUGAUGCAUGGACUGUGAAGGCAGGAUAAUAGUAAGAAAUAUUUCACUCAUGGUGUGUUUGGAUUUUGGAUCAUUGACAUGAAAUUUUUAAUGAAAACUAAAAAACAUGUAUCCUUCCUUAUAUGUAUUGAUUGGCAGGCAUGCAACAAAAGCUCUAAUGUUGCAGAUAACAAUGGCAUGCCUUAUGAGUAAAUCUUGUUAUUAGAAAUACAUCAAUAAUAUCUUCAAAAUACUUCCAUGUAAUCAUUGUCAUUAUCAUAAGCAUAAUUUUGAAUGGUAGUUUCUAUAUUAGUUACCUGAUAGUUGCUUGUAAAGCAGCACAAACCUUGGUAAAAGUUAGUGUUCUCAGCUCAUAACUGACAAACAUUCUCUCUCUCUCUCUCUCUCUCUCUCUCUCUCUCUCUCUCUCUCUCUCUCUCUCUCUCUCUCUCUCUCUCUCUCUCUCUCUCUCUCUCUCUCUCUCUCUCUCUCUCUCUCUCUCUCUCUGAGUAUCAUUUCAUGUCUUUUUUGGUGAUGCAUAUAAGCAAAAGGAUGUAAUUUUGGCAUUUGAGCUACACACAUUGCAACUAUGAUGGCUUAUAUGCCUUACAUCACAGAUAAAUCCAAGAUAUAAAAACAAUAACAUAAUUUUUUCUAGUUAUUUUAUAAUUUGCAUGAUUUAAUGCAACAUUAUUAUUAUUUAAUCAUGAAAUAUGAAUUCAUAUACAUAAUGUUUUUUAAUUCAUGAAUACAGUAAAUAUUGACUCCUUGAGGUGUUAGAAUUGCUCAGACAUUGUUGGUCAGAAGUUGGCUGACCUACCUGUUGACUUCAAAUUUAUUUAGCAAUUCUGAAGUUAUCCAAAGUGAAAAAAGGAAGAAAAACAGUUUUAUGGACAGAGCAGUUCCUUCUUGGUAAUGUUGCUCAUGCACCAACACUAUCAGCAACCAUCCUAUGCUUCAGAUGUACAUCAGCCAUGGGAAAAUCAUCUCACUGGAGAGGUCCAUUGUGACAAUUUGAAUGUAGGGAUGAAGGAACAAAGAGCUGGAGGAAGGAAGAUGUUUACACCAAUGCCUUCAUUUUGCUUAUAUGUAAACACAGUAUUAGACACAUGUGUUGAGUGUAGAUUUAUAAUAACACCACAUAAACUAUUUUCUUAGGGUAGUUUUUGUACCCUGGUUCAUUAUUUGUUUGGCUUCAAAUAUGUUUGCUUCUGUAAAUUCAAACUAAAAUAUUUUUGUUUAAAAUUUCAAAAAGUUUUUCCUCUGGUAUAAUAAGUCUUUCCUUUAUUAUUUAUGGGUUGAAUUAUGUCGUUCACCAUGCUUUUCCUUUAAAUAAAGGUGUAGAAUAUU
This is a messenger RNA of Scylla paramamosain (green mud crab), 3143 nucleotides long. It is a transcript of the gene shu, whose product is annotated as inactive peptidyl-prolyl cis-trans isomerase FKBP6-like. NCBI's taxonomy places the organism in Eukaryota, Metazoa, Arthropoda, Malacostraca, Decapoda, Portunidae. Gene Ontology annotation, molecular function: Hsp90 protein binding; peptidyl-prolyl cis-trans isomerase activity. Gene Ontology annotation, cellular component: cytoplasm. Bases 184 to 1488 code for a protein of 434 amino acids. The transcript is spliced from 9 exons. Gene Ontology annotation, biological process: piRNA processing; spermatogenesis. The record is from RefSeq and is a predicted model, not a curated record.